AUGCCAGCUUACACACUGGAUGUGUAUUAUUGGUUAUUUCUGCAGGUUGGCAAUCUUUUUGGUGACUACCGCUCAACAAUAAUAACGCUACAUGCAGGCGCUGUUGGUUCGUCUGCAUUGAUGAUGCUACUUGUACAGAUUGCUUACACCGGCGGUAUAUCAAUGAUGGCUUGCUUCUGUUUUCUAGCAGGUGUAGCUGUGUUAUUUAACAUCAACACAUUCGUUUUACUACCAAAAUACAAGAUUCCUUGGCCGCUGCCAUCCAAUUGGGGAAAGGCAUUUGCGGUAGAAUCUCAGUGUGGUAGGCCUACUGAAGACGUAGACGUAAAUGAAAUGACUGGGUUGAAUGGAUUUUCGUCGGCAGAUGAUGUGUUUAAAAAGACACAUUACGUGGAUGUUGAAUACCAGACUCUUCUUAGCUGUCUCAAAUCUCCAAUGUUUCUGUUGUUUUUGAUGUGGUUUUCAAUUCUCCAACUUACAAAUCUGUUUUUCAUUGGCACUGUUAAUCCUCGAUUACAACAACUUUCAAAUGAUGACAAUGAUAUAAUUUCUACGUAUACAACAGUUUACACUGCUUUACAUUCUACUAUCAUCGUACUGUCUUUCUUUUGUGGUCUUGUUCUUGAUAGAAAUAAGAAGAAAAUUACAAAUGAUGGAAGAGGCUCUGUUCAACGAACGUCCAUUGAUGAUCUCCAUGACUGUGUACUAGCGCUUCUUCUAACUAACUUGAUGACGGCAGGCUUCAACAUUUGCACGAUGAUACCAAUUUUACCGGUCCAAUUCUUGACAUUUGUUCUACAAUUAACAGGCCGUGCAUUUCUCUUUUCAAUUCUAGUGGCUUUCCUUACAAUGGCGUAA
Molecule: messenger RNA, 858 nt
Organism: Anneissia japonica
Lineage: Eukaryota; Metazoa; Echinodermata; Crinoidea; Comatulida; Comatulidae
Product: solute carrier family 43 member 3-like
Exons: 5
Coding region: 1-858 (285 amino acids)
Source: RefSeq, a predicted model, not a curated record